GCGUGAGUAGACAGGCAGAGUGAAGGCACACAGGGCUCAGAGCAUGUCGCCUCCUGUUGCUGCAGCUCACUGUGGGAUCUGCUGUCGACCUUUCACACUGUACACAUGAAGGCAGAGAGCUUUUUCGCGCCUCUCCUCGCUAUGUGCGACCCGGACCUUUGGAGGAGUUUACCAGCAAAACGUCUCCUCUGAGCCUGGAGGGGGGGGAUUUUAAAAAACGGGUUUGUCGUUUGCGGGGAUUUUCUUUUUCUUUUUUUGACACAACUUGUCAGAGAAGUCGUUCCUGCUACUACUGGUUCGGAGCUGCUUGCGGUGUAAAAGUGUAAAACAAGUAAAAGAGAGCAACAGAUGUUUCUGGUGGAUAUGCGGCCGGCUGAGGAAUGAAAGCAGCAGCGAGGCACCGGCGGCCCUUCCAGCGGUUCUGCUGCUGUGGAGUCGGGCUGGUCGCCGUCAUUUGGCUCGCGCAGGUCAUCCAGGCACCAGAGACAGAGUCUUUGGGGUUUCAGCCAGGCGUGAAUGGUGAGACGCUACAAUGGACACGAAGGUUAAUGCAGGAGAAGUCAGACAACCAGAGCCUGGAUCUGGAUCAGCCCCGAGCAGCCAUCCAUGAGUUUCCAGAGGACAUCUUCACCAAGGAGCAGAGGAAGAAUGGGGCUGUGUGUCUCCAUGCACUCUGUGCCAUCUACAUGUUCUACGCUCUGGCAAUUGUCUGUGAUGACUACUUUGUUCCUUCCCUUGAGAAAAUAUCUGAGAACCUUCAGCUCAGUGAAGAUGUAGCCGGGGCCACAUUUAUGGCUGCUGGAAGCUCAGCUCCAGAGCUUUUCACCUCUCUCAUUGGUGUCUUCAUCACUAAAGGGGACGUUGGCGUCGGCACAAUCGUGGGCUCAGCUGUCUUCAACAUCCUGGUCAUAAUUGGUUUGAGUGGAAUCUUUGCAGGCCAGACGGUGGUUCUGACAUGGUGGUCUCUCUUUAGAGAUUCCUCCUACUACAUCCUGUCAGUACUGACUCUCAUCAUGGUGAUCUAUGAUGCCACAGUCGUCUGGUGGGAGUCCUUACUGCUAAUGACGAUGUAUGGAAUCUACAUUAUCAUCAUGAAGUUCAACUCCCAGAUUUUUGUGUUUGUGACACGUCGGUUGAGGAGCAUCAGGCCGUGCUGCCUCCGAUCAGAAGAACGGCGAGACAACAAGUUGGGAGAAGACACCUCGGCGUGCAACACAUCUAUGGUGCUUCUCAACAAAGGCCAAGCCCAUGGUCAGGAGGCUUCUCCAGUCGUCAUGGUAGAUGAGCUUCUCAUCCUCAACCCUCACAAACUGUCAUUCUCAGAGGCCGGCCUGCGGAUUAUGAUUACCCCCCACUUCUCACCCCGCACCAGGCUCUCCAUGGCCGGACGCAUGCUCAUCAGUGAGAGACAGAGACUGCUCCGUAUUUCAAAAAAUCAACGGGACGUUGAGGCCGGACCCGGGUCAAGAGGGGGGUCCACCAGCAACAGUCUGAAGAGGACAGCCUCCUGCAGUCUGGAGAACGGAGGCGGGAGACCCGGGAUGGUCGACACAGAGUCAGGAGACAAGCCAGGGGCCGAGGUGUGCCAGCAAGAAGAAGAAGAUGAAGAUGAAGAUGGGAUUUUCAGUCCAGUGCGCAUUCCAGAUGGCUGGUGUGCGCGGGUAAAGUGGGUGAUCACAUGGCCUCUGGGCCUAUUGCUCUACUGCACUGUGCCUAACUGCAUUCUGCCACGCUGGCACCGCUGGUUCAUGGUCACCUUUGUGGCCUCCACUUUAUGGAUCGCUGUCUUCUCCUACCUCAUGGUGUGGAUGGUCACCAUCAUCAGCUUCACACUAGACAUCCCAGACUACAUCAUGGGCAUAACCUUCCUGGCGGCAGGGACAAGCGUGCCUGACUGCAUGGCGAGUCUGAUUGUAGCUCGACAAGGCAUGGGGGACAUGGCAGUGUCCAACUCCGUAGGCAGCAAUAUCUUUGACAUCCUGCUGGGUUUGGGUUUCCCCUGGGCUUUGCGUACACUUGUGGUGGACCACGGAUCAACAAUAUCCAUAAAUAAUAAAGGACUUGUAUAUUCUGUCAUCCUGCUGCUGGCGUCUGUGUUUCUGACAGUGCUGAGUGUUCAUCUGAACCGCUGGAGACUGGACCGUCGGCUGGGUCUGGGUCUCAUGUUUCUCUAUGCCAUCUUCCUGCUCUGCUCUAUCCUCUUUGGGCAGAUGUGAGGCCUACAGGUCAGAGGCCAACCCAAGCUCAGACACCAUGCUGAGUAUCUACCUUUCUACCACACGUCCUCUUUCCUGAAGCCAAAAAAAGGGAGAAAAAAAACGUGAUGGCAUUGUUGUGUUCCUCUUAUUGAUUCCUCUGCACCUCAGUGGGACUUUUUAGAGUGAUACUGUACACAUGCAACUACACAAAAAGUUUUAGCUUUUUUUUGUCCUUCUCGUACAGUGGAGUGUUUAAAAGUUGUCUUUAGGUAUUAAAUUGGGUGAUCUAGCAGAAAAUGUAGAAAUGUGGCAGAUGGAGGCAGCAGAUCUGUUGGGCCUUUAGUAAUAUUAAAAAAAAACACACACAAGUUAUGUAACUUAAAAAUGUUGAAGUGCUGUUGUUGCACAGUGGUGUGGUUAUUUAAUGGCCAAUAUUUUGAUGAUAAUUGUACAGAGAGCUGAGCUAAAUUUUUGUUUUUCUGUGUAAGUAUUACAGCAGCCACUCUGCUUUCCUUUCCCGCUAACAUGCUAUUACAAAAGCUUUAUGGUUGGUGCUAGACUGAUGAUUGGCUGUUCUGCUGUCAGGUGAUGGAUGAGGCUCAUGAUUAGGUCAUGUGGCAGCUAAAUUUGUCAGCUGUGGACUAAUUUGCUAAUUUGCUUUAAAAACAUUUUAAAUUGGUUUGGAGAUGAGGUGCACCAAAGGCCUCGGUUCUGAAGCAAGUCCAGCUUAAAAGGGAUGUUUUCUUAUCUGGCUUCAGUUAUCCUAAUAAAUCUGACAUGGUUAACUCAGAAAAGUCAGCCCAGGGUUUUUUUUAAAUUAGCAAUGAGUGAGUUCAUGUGAGAGGGACUGUGUUUGCAGAUGACCAUUCGUAAACAUGGACAAGUGUAUUGACAUUAUUGCCACAUGAUUUACAAAGAUUAAAACUGUAAUAUUAAAAGGAAAAAAAACAACCAAAUCAGAUAAGGUCAGACUUCAUAAUGCUAAAUGCUACAAAGCAGUGUACGUGUGACAGAAAGACAACUUUGCUCAUUAAAACAUAAAAUGCUAUAUGAGUAUAAGCCAUUUAUAGCUGAAUACAAAAUACUCAAUCACUGCUCGAUCAUGAAGGUAGAAAGGGUCUGGGUGUAAUUAGGCUACUACUCUGCAUUACUUUAAGGUGCUGGUUGCCUAAAUGAAAGUUCCUCUGGGGUUUAGGACAGCUUUGGCCGAAGUCCUUCAGUUGCAAACUAGUCAUUGUUACAUGUCUGAGAACAACACUGGCUCAUCACAGUGUAACACAAAAUCAUUUAAACUUCUGGUCUGUUGCUCUGUCCAGUUAGGAAUCACUGCGAAUACAUUUCACCUGCUUUGGUGCAAAUGAAAGUGACAAGAAGAUGAUGACCCCCAAAGACCGGCACUCUCUCCUGACUCUCUCCGGACUGAUUUUUCUCUAGAUUCGCCUUUUGCCAGCUUCCUUGUCACAGUAGUUGCAGUUGCAUUCAAGGUUUACGGGUUUUCCAGCUUCAGCAGGAUAACACAUCGUUUGGUGCUUUUGUAAAGAAGGAAGUGGGCUGUUACAUGAGAGAGAGCACUACAAAACUCAUCAAUCCUGCUGCAAGACUGCUGUCUUCUCCUGUAUACAAUGAGGAAGAAGAGUACUUCUAGAGCGCUGCAAAUGACCUCCAAUGGGUUACUCUUGCAUGUUUCUGACCAAGCUGUCUGAAACAGGUGGCCCUGGUCUCCUUUAGCGGGACCUGUUCUCACAGACCAGCCCCAUGUAGCCUGAAUGGGCUUCAGGUACCAUCACAUGCUACCACUACUAACAAGGAGUCUAGCAGAAAAGCAAAACUAGAAAAAACUAGAAAAAGCAAAACUAAAAAAGCCAUCAUGGGGGGUAGCCAUUCAUCUCCACUGCACUUGUUACUUUCAUUUGCACCAAUGCAGAUUCACAGUGGUUUAUGUUUAUGACUCUGUGUCAUACUGGGACGAUUAAGUGUUCACUCAUUUUAUUUUCUCAAACAGUGUAUGAAAAUAAUUCAGUCCAGUUAGUAGGCUUAGCUGACUUGCAAAUUUUACAUAAGGACAAUAAGUACAAAAGUUAGCUAUAGCUAUAUUAAUAAUUAUAGAACAAUGAAAAGGUUUAGAUUUGUACAAGUUACUCCUGCUAAGAAGUGAACUGUCUUUGUAAAACUAAAAACUCAAGCCCUUAAUCCUGGAUUAUAGUCCAGGACUCUGAGUCAUGAAAUAUUCGUUCAUCUCUAAUUUGAAAUAAAAUUUUAAAAAACAACCAAAAACUCCAAUAUAACUUAUAGCAAAGUAUUAAUCUCUUAAGCUCUUAGUACAGUUUUUUUAUGUCUGUAUUUAGUCUGAAAAUAAACUCAGAACUAAAUCUGUCAAGAAAACGCAGAGACGUAAAUACUUUUCUCUGAAAUAUAGAGGUGUAUAAGAGCAGAACUUGUCAAAGUGGAAAUGCUGCCAAACUGCCAUUGAUCUGGAGCUUUGGUUGGUGCACUCUAAGUGCAUCUCUUCAAAAACCCUCUACUCUUAAUGAGACUCCUACAGGCACAGUGAAAGGGCUAACAACCAAUCACCUCCCCCAGCUGAUCCAGUCCAGCACCAACCAAGAUUUAUUUGGAGAUACAUGUUAGCGACCCUAAGAGCAGAAAAAUCUGAAAUCUUUCCCAUUUCUGCUGGAUAGAUUUCAGAUCGCCCUGUUCUCCAUUCAUUUUAGAGCAAUAGUAAUACAGUAAAUUUACAUGUUCUACUUUUUUCAUUUAUUUAGAUUUUCAGUGGUAAUUCAGCCAAGCUAAUUCAUGACAACAUCACUACCUAGCUGACUUCACCAUCGCAACAAGGACAAAUGGUUUCUGCGAGGGUUCAUUUUACUGACCUGUGUCUAAUACUGAAUCCACAUAUUUUCACACAGGAAUUCAGUAUUUUUAAUUUCUGACUACAAAAAUCAAAGCGGCUGAGAAAGGUUUACACAGCUUGGAUGGAGGGCAAAAAUGAUGCAUCAACAGUACAAAUCCUACUCUGUAUACAGUACAGAAAAAUGUCUUUAUAAUACGGAAUAAGAUAUGUUUCUUUCCCCACAAUAAUAGGGAGAAAACCUCAAUAAUCAGGUGACCCCCUCAUAUGAGCAAGGCCAUGGCGAUAGUGGGAAGGAAAAACUCCCUUUCAUUAGGGAGGAACCUCCAGCAGAACUUGGUUCAGGGAGGGGCGGCCAUCUGCCAGUGAGGGGUAAGGGGGAGGGACACAGAAUAAUAAAGUCACUGUAGAAGAGGCAGAGAUUAAUAAUUACUGAUUAAAUGCCGAGUGGUGUGUAAGCACAUAGAGAAUGAAAAAAGGUGAGUUGGGAAUAAAGACUCGGUGCAUCAUGGGAAGCCCCCCCUCCCAGCAGUCUAGGUGUAUUGCAUCAUAACUAAGGGAGGCUUCAGGGUCAUGUGAUCCAGCCCUAGCUAUAUGCUUUAUCAAAAAAGGACAUUUUUAGGCCUAAUGUUAAAAGUAGAGAAGGCGUCCAAACAUAAGCAGGCGAAUAAAAAACAGGGAAACCACUGCAGUUUUGAAUCUUACCAACAAGAAAUAACUUUUCAAUCACAUCACAGGAGUUUCGCAUCAUAUUUGGCACAAUUUAAGCUGGUCAUUUCAAGUCAUUUUGUCCGUGCUGCGAAGAGAUUACGAAUAGAGAUUUUCGAAUAGCCUCGUAUUUUCUGAAUGUAGCUGACGUUUGUGUGAAAAUAUUUACAUGCAUUCAAAUGUAGCAGCUGGCACUGAGUUACAGCAGAGCACGUCAAACGAGAAAGUGGGUACUUUUUAGUCCUGCACCACAGGAAACCAUACAUGCGUCAGACUGUUUUUAAUACAGCCGAAAUGAAAUGCACAGUUUCACAAUAUUUUGACAAUUUUGCCUGAUUCUAAGCACGUGUUGCUGCAGCUUACUGUAAGUAAAAAGAGUAGCAGUAGUACUACGUUUUGUUUUGUUUUUUUCGUUUUGAGGUCUUAUUACUAUGAAAUCUAAUAUAUAUAAAAAUAUCAGUGUCACAGAUUUUAAUGACUUUAUGUGCAGGUUACUAGUAAAACGUCACGUUUAGGUACGACUAUCGAUGUUUGUAUUUCUUGUACGUUUUAUGCGAUCGUGUCACUUUGGUGGAACAUUGUGCAGCAAAGCAGCCGAUCAGGACAGACACAAAACAGCGCGCACACGCAGAGACGCAUCUGCUGUGUAUUUAUCGUGUCAAAAAUCGCUUUGUGUUAAACAAUAUAUACUCAGAUACACAGUGUAAUUGUUGGUUUCUGAUGGACAAACUGUCCUCUUUUAGCUUGUUGUGUGAAUUCAAAUCUUAAAUGUUCCAGCAAAGGGAUCCAGGUGAUUUUUUUUCUUCCUUCAAAUGGCUGUACAAUUAUUAUCUUUGUCUAUUCGACAAUACUUUUUACUGUUUGUAAAUGUUAAAUAAUUUACAUAGUUUUACAAUAAUGAAUGUCCUACAGAGACUAGUUUUGUGGUGUUUUUAAAUAUAUUUUUUAAAUACAUGAUGUAAAGUUAAUUGUGAGUUAUUGUAAUGGAAACGAAUGCGCGCUCUGCCGGUGCGUUCAGUGACCUUUUUAAGGCGGUAAUCUUUUGUUUCAUGGCUGAUUCACUGACACGGCUGGGCUUCACGUAAGAGAGCAAAGAAGUCGACGCUCCCAUUUACAGGUUUAAAUUCAGUGAGAACUUUGAAAUUUGUGAGCAGAAAACAGUGAAUUUCUUUUAUCUGUGCCAAGUUGUUUAGUUGGUUGUCUGCAGUGGAGGCAAAUGAAGCUUAUUUUUAAUUAACUUUAAUUGACUAUUAGACUUUUUACUUUGCCUUUUAACUAGUUAGGUGUGUAUGAUUUUGGAUGAUGACAUUGUUUUUGUAAUUAUGCCUCUGUACACGACCACGUCUGUAGACUUCAGCCAGCCAUUGAUUGCAAAGGGUUUUCAUCCAAGUAUUAAAAACAAACUUUCUAUUUAAAAUGAUGCUGUCCAAAUCAUUUUAAUAUUUAUAAAUACAACUGUAAAAACCCGUUGAAUCAAAGCCUAAAAUCUGCAUUUUAAUCACAUCUAGACCGUUUUCACAGCACCACAGUGAAUUUUACAUCAGAGGUGAAAUUACAAAAAGUGUCAAUUAUCCAAAUAUUUAUGGGCUUAACUGUAUAUUUCAGAUCACAGCAACAGUCUCGCAUGUUAUCAAAGUCCGGUUUUAGAUUGAUUUGCUUUGAUAUUUUGUCGAAUUAAUGAGCAGGUUCCAAAAAUGGUGGCGUGCAGUCAAGGUUCAGAGGUCUGUUUUUGUGCAACACUCACAAUGAAAGGGAAACGUUUACUCAAUGCUGAAACUUGUUUUGUUUUUUUAAAUAGAAAUUAAUCAUCAUAAUAAUUGCUGACAUAUUAAGCUGCUAUUGCGUAUUCAUUGGCCAACACUGGCCUUGUUCACUUUUGUUGGCAUAUCAGUAAAUAACAUGUCACUGGCCAACAUUAAUGUUAUAAUUUUUUGUGCGGUUCAAACUUUCAAAGGAGCCAUGAUGAAGAUCUUUGUUCUUUUCACACAGGAGGGACAAAUAUGUAACUAAAAUUACAGAAACAGGUGAUAUUUAUAAUGAUUUCCUCUAAGGUUCUGAUUUUGACUGUCAGUGUUGUUUGUAAUGUUUUCCCAACUCAAUAUCUUAAUCCAUUAUUAUUAUUAUUAUUAUUAUAGAAAAAGGUAUAGGUAAGCCUUCAUCUUAGAGCCACUACAGGCAAACAGGGAUAAAAUGUUGGGUGAAAAUUUGCCUCAUAAAGUGGCCGCCCCCACAGUCUGAGUAUCACUAUACUUAAAGUUUAAUUGCCAAUAUGAGCACAGAAUAUCAGGUAAUGAUUGCAUUCAACUUUUUCCUAUCAUCUCCAUCCUUCAUCCAUCAAAAUUUGUUCUUUUGCCAGCAGUUUACUUAACCUCCUAGGACCUGGCGUCCACAUAUGUGGACAUCACAUUUUGGGACGUCUAGACCAAAAUACUUAAUUUUUCUCUACAAGGGCCUGAUAUCCACUUACGAGAACAUUAUACUGCCACUGUUCUAUCAAAAUUUGAAACAAAUGCCCUCAUAUGUGGAUCUCAUUUUUGUCAAAAACAAAAAUUAGGUAAAAAAAAAAAAUUGGUAAUUCUUUGUUUUUACAUUCUUUAGGUCCCAAUCAACCCAAAUAGCAAAGAAAAAUUAAAAAUGCAUGACAUGAAAGAGCUCGGGUCUUAGGAGGUUAAAGCAGUGUGUGACACCAGAGUCUUUUUUCACUCCGCUGUAAGCUCCUGAUACACACCUCAUAAUAAGCAGCGUCAGAACAGCUCGACUUGCUGCAGUACUUGUUGUGGUUUCACCACAAAAAAGCAAAAUGAUAAAAAAAAAAAAAACAAUGUUCUGGUUAUUCUGCUGUGAUGUUGGAAAUAGAAGAUAUUUUAGACUACAAAUUUACUGCUAUAGAGAUUGUAUUGGAUCAUAGAAGACUGUUCUUGUAUCUUGAGUGCAAUAAAAAAAAAAGUGCAAUAACAACUGAUUUUCUUAACAUUUUUUUGUAAGAAGCAGUGAUUUGCAAAAUGAUGAAGGUGCCACUUUACGUGGUCAGUCCCACUGGACGUCUAGAAGGGAAAAGGUUUAGUGUGGUGACCAGCGUCUAAUGGAGGAAACCAGAAAAGAAAUUGGGCCACGGCCAAACUAGGUGAUUAACACAAUUUUGCUCACUUAUUUAACUGAGAACUAAACUGAAGGUGAAUUCUGGAGA
Molecule: messenger RNA, 8941 nt
Organism: Pelmatolapia mariae (spotted tilapia)
Lineage: Eukaryota; Metazoa; Chordata; Actinopteri; Cichliformes; Cichlidae
Product: sodium/potassium/calcium exchanger 3
Exons: 17
Coding region: 381-2216 (611 amino acids)
Biological process (GO): intracellular calcium ion homeostasis; calcium ion transmembrane transport
Cellular component (GO): plasma membrane
Molecular function (GO): calcium, potassium:sodium antiporter activity; calcium channel activity
Source: RefSeq, a predicted model, not a curated record